UGUUCUGCGACCCCAAUAGUAGGUAGUUGGGGAAGCCCGGCGGUCCGCGGAAGCCUUAGCGGUCCUGAGAAGCCGGGUGGGAGUGGCGAGGAUUUGCAGGAGAUCCUUAAAACCUGAAUAGCGGAUAACCGGGUCUGGAAGCUAAUAUUUAGAAGAUGACCACCCCAAACAAGACACCUCCUGGUGCUGACCCUAAGCAAUUGGAAAGGACAGGGACAGUACGGGAAAUUGGGUCACAAGCUGUUUGGUCACUCUCAUCUUGCAAACCAGGAUUUGGAGUGGAUCAGUUACGAGAUGACAAUCUGGAAACUUAUUGGCAGUCAGAUGGUUCUCAGCCUCAUUUAGUGAACAUUCAAUUCAGAAGAAAAACAACAGUGAAGACAUUGUGUAUUUAUGCAGACUAUAAAUCUGAUGAAAGUUAUACUCCAAGCAAGAUCUCAGUCAGGGUGGGGAAUAAUUUUCACAACCUUCAAGAAAUUCGGCAACUUGAAUUGGUGGAACCAAGUGGCUGGAUUCAUGUUCCUUUAACUGAUAAUCAUAAGAAGCCAACUCGCACAUUCAUGAUACAGAUUGCUGUUCUAGCCAAUCACCAAAAUGGAAGAGACACCCACAUGAGACAAAUUAAAAUAUACACACCAGUGGAAGAGAGCUCCAUUGGUAAAUUUCCUAGAUGUACAACUAUUGAUUUCAUGAUGUAUCGUUCAAUAAGGUGAUUUAAGACAGAACAAAAAUCAUUAAACAUAACUAUUUCAUUUUGUCAUUAAGUACUAUAUCUGGUAUCUGUAUUGAAAAAAAAGCAUCAGUUAUUUUUCUAUUUUGUAUGCAUUUAAAAGUAUUUUAUUGUAACUUUAAUAAAUAAAUGCAUUUUGGGUUAUGCUAUCUUCAUUUUUCUAACAUAUGUUAAAGCUCACAUAUUUUAUAUGAUUAAAAAUGGAUUUGAAAAG
Messenger RNA from Choloepus didactylus (southern two-toed sloth), 944 nucleotides. RefSeq names its product anaphase promoting complex subunit 10 (gene ANAPC10). Lineage: Eukaryota; Metazoa; Chordata; Mammalia; Pilosa; Megalonychidae. The transcript is spliced from 5 exons. Gene Ontology annotation, biological process: protein K11-linked ubiquitination; anaphase-promoting complex-dependent catabolic process. The coding region runs from base 156 to 713 and encodes 185 amino acids. The record is from RefSeq and is a predicted model, not a curated record. Gene Ontology annotation, cellular component: anaphase-promoting complex.